AUGCCGCCCCGGCCGGCCUUGAACCUAGACCCAGCCACUAGAGCUUGGGCCCCAGCCCCCGCCCCAGCGCCCCGCCUCCUCGCCAUGCGUGGGAAGCUACUGCCGCUGGCCGGCCUUUACCUGGUGCAGGGCCUGCCCUAUGGGCUGCAGUCUGGGCUGCUGCCCGUGCUGCUGCGGGCCCGCGGCCUCUCCCUGACACGCGUGGGACUGGCCAAGGCGCUGUACGCACCGUGGCUGUUCAAGCUUGUGUGGGCCCCGCUGGUGGACACUCGGGGCUCCCCAAGGGCCUGGCUGACGCUCAGCACAGCUGCUCUGGGCCUGGUGUGUGGGCUACUGGCAUCCCACCCUCCUGCCACAGCUGGUCAGGCCGGGCUGCCUGUCACGGUGGCGGGGCUGCUUCUGCUGCUGAAUCUGGCUGCAGCUGUGCAGGAUGUGGCCCUGGACAUGCUGGCUGUGCGGCUCCUGGAGCCCGCAGAGCUGGGACCUGGCAACACUGUGCAGGUGGUCGCGUACAAGCUGGGGGCGGUGCUGGCUGGGGGUGGGCUGCUGGCCUUGGUGCCCACCCUCUCCUGGCCCCUGCUCUUUCUGCUCCUGGCUGCCACUUAUUGGUUGGCUGCUGCCUUGACCUGGGUGGCACCAGCCCUGCGACAGCUUCCCCCACCUCUGCCCUCAGAACACCCCCGACACACCCUGCACCUUGGGCAGGACUUGCUGGCCGUGCCUGGGACCCUGUGGACAGUGGGCUUCGUGCUCACCUACAAGCUGGGUGAGCAGGGCACCAGCGCCCUGUUCCCACUGCUCUUGCUGGACUGCGGCAUCUCUACCCCAGAGCUGGGGCUGUGGAAUGGUGUGGGCGCUGUGGCCUGCUCCAUUGCCGGCUCAUCCCUGGGUGGGGCCCUCCUGGCCAGGCGCCGGCAGCCACUGCCCCUGUUGAAGUCAGCGCUUCAGUUCCGUCUUGGUGGCCUGGCCUGCCAGACUGCCCUGCUCUUUCACCUGGACAGCCCUGGGGCCAGCCUGGCCCCCAGCACAGUCCUGAGAGGGGCAGCCCUGCUGAGCCUGUGUCUGCAGCACUUCCUGGGGGGCCUGGUCACAACCACCACCUUCACCCUGAUGAUGCGCUGCAGCCAGCUGGCACCAAGUGCCCUGCAGGCCACACACUACAGUCUCCUGGCCACUCUGGAGCUGCUGGGGAAGCUGCUGAUGGGCACGCUGGCUGGAGCCCUGGCUGACAGCCUGGGGCCAUGUCUCUGCUUCUUUGUCUUCCUCGCUCUCUCAGCCGCACCCAUGCUGUACCUGGGCCUUGUACCCAACACCCUGGCCUGAACUGGGUGGCCAGACUUAUCAAUAAAGUGGAGCGUGCCUUUG
This is a messenger RNA of Balaenoptera acutorostrata (minke whale), 1365 nucleotides long. RefSeq names its product major facilitator superfamily domain containing 3 (gene SLC33A2). Gene Ontology annotation, cellular component: membrane. NCBI's taxonomy places the organism in Eukaryota, Metazoa, Chordata, Mammalia, Artiodactyla, Balaenopteridae. Gene Ontology annotation, molecular function: transmembrane transporter activity. Bases 1 to 1323 code for a protein of 440 amino acids. Gene Ontology annotation, biological process: transmembrane transport. The record is from RefSeq and is a predicted model, not a curated record. The transcript has 5 exons.